This is a messenger RNA of Athalia rosae (coleseed sawfly), 3557 nucleotides long. It is a transcript of the gene Hmt-1, whose product is annotated as ATP-binding cassette sub-family B member 6. Gene Ontology annotation, biological process: transmembrane transport; heme transport. The record is from RefSeq and is a predicted model, not a curated record. Gene Ontology annotation, molecular function: ATP binding; ATP hydrolysis activity; heme binding. The coding region runs from base 746 to 3289 and encodes 847 amino acids. Lineage: Eukaryota; Metazoa; Arthropoda; Insecta; Hymenoptera; Athaliidae. Gene Ontology annotation, cellular component: membrane. The transcript is spliced from 14 exons.
UGGAUGACAGAAGUAGAAGCAAAAGAAGCGGGUGGUAGCGGUCAAGCGGCACGUCAUCACAUUAGUACCUAUGCCGACUGCAACGUGAACAUUCCACCACACGUCUGUGAUCAAGCAGAAUCUGAUAAAAACCGUUCAGGUCGUUCUACUUGACGAGAACUCCGCGCACACACGAACCCUUGUGAAACUGUUAUGGCGGCUACCAAAGAUUUCGUCUCAAAACCACGCCCAUCGAAAAUUGUCAGACUAUCAUUGGUUAAAUUCCCUGCCACGAGAUACAACACCUACAGCAUCCGAUCCAACCGACCGCUAUCUGCUAAUAAUCCUUGUCAGGAAAAAUGCAGUAGAGACCACCGUAGCACUGCUAAUGCCGUGUAAUUACCAUGCAAUAGGAUUCUCGUACAGUUGCGGCUGCAGCACGAUCACGGUCGCGAGCGGUCGCAAUAGGUCUUAACUUUGCGCUAAGCAAAUAGUUUGCGCCAACCUGCGCUGUAGACUGUCCCAACACGGUGGUGCGAAAAAAAGCUUAUAGCGGUGGUGUCCUAACAGUGUGUUGGAGGAUGGCACCCAAGCAACUUGGAUCAUUACUCUAGAUCCAAUUGAGUUUGUGGCAGCUGCAUACCUAUGAUAAUACAAGAAACUUCACUCUAAGAUAAAUUAUAGAAUAACAAUACUAGAGUGCAUUGAUAGACAUCGACUGAAUUGAAGACUUUGAGUAUUGAAUUGGCUGACUCAUCAUUUCACAAUGAUGAAUGUUACGAUGACAUUUUGCCCACCAAAUAUCAGUUUUUUUGAAAUUUGGGUCAAUCAUGGCAUGUCCAAGUGUUUUAUGGAAACUGUCAACACUUCUCUUAUAUCGUUUUGUCUUCUAUUGUUUGGUACUAUUCAAUUAUGGAUGUACAGAAAAUAUUCGACAGAAAUGGAUGGAAAUUUACUGCCAAAAAGUAGAUUAUAUAAUAUUCAAAAGAUCCUGUUGUAUUUCAUGCCAGUUCUUAGUCUUGUGAGAUUGAUUUUGCAAGCCACAGUCCUGUAUGAUAAGACCAUCUAUGGUUACAUGAUUCUGUCAACAAUAUUGAAAACAAUAACGUAUCCUUAUUCAGUUCACAUAUUGAGAGUCGAACGGUACAAAUUAUUGCCAAGUGUUCCAACUAAAGGUCAUGGAUUGGUAUUACUUGGAUUUUGGACACUGAAUUUCAUAGCAGAAAACUUGGUUAUUAUAAACAUUGGUAGACUGGAAUGGUGGUUCCAUUUGAAUUCUUUAAGCGAUCAAGUAGAAAUGUCUCUGUUCGUUCUACGAUAUACGACUAGUUUGCUAAUUUUUGCUCUGGGACUCAAGGCCCCAGGGAUUAGUGGUAACUCAGUAGGUGAAUAUCGGUCCAUUAAUGAUGAUACCAGUCAACGACUAAGAUUCCGCCAAAAUCGCCUUGAUGAAAACUCAUCGACGUGGAGAAAUGCCUGGCACAAGAUAAAAACUUUAUCACCAUUUCUUUGGCCAAAAAAAGAUUUUCUGUUACAAUUUAGAGUCUUGUUCUGUUUUCUGUUACUUGCCCUUGGACGAGUAAUAAACUUGUAUGUACCAAUAUACAACAAAAAAAUUGUGGAUAGUGUGACAGAUGUUCCAAUUCAAUUCAGAUGGGACUUGGUGCUCAUUUAUGUUGGAUUCAAGUUCUUACAAGGAGGUGGAACUGGUGGCAUGGGUCUCCUAAAUAAUCUCAGGUCCUUUUUAUGGAUAAGAAUUCAACAAUUUACGACUCGUGAAGUGGAGGUUGAACUGUUCAGACAUCUACAUGGUUUAAGUCUACGCUGGCAUUUAGGCCGGAAAACUGGAGAGGUUUUGCGGAUCAUGGAUCGUGGAACGGACUCGAUUAACAACUUAUUGAAUUACAUCCUGUUCUCGAUAGCUCCAACCAUUAUCGAUAUUAUUGUAGCUGUUGUGUUUUUCGUUAGUUCAUUCAACAAAUGGUUUGGUUUAAUUGUUUUCACAACAAUGGUGUUAUACAUCGCUGCAACAAUCGGAGUAACGGAAUGGCGUACAAAGUUUCAGCGUCGUAUGAAUCUAGCUGACAAUGCACAGAAGGCUCGUAGUGUUGACAGUCUACUGAACUUUGAAACUGUCAAAUAUUACGGUGCGGAAGCUUAUGAGGUUCAGAGUUAUAAAGAAGCUAUAUUGAAAUAUCAAGUAGAAGAGUGGAAGUCUAUGAUUACUUUAAAUAUCUUAAAUACAAUUCAAAAUGUAAUUGUAUGUGGUGGAUUACUUGCUGGAUCUCUCCUGUGUCUACACAUGGUUGUUGAUGGACAGGGAUUAACUAUUGGUGAUUACGUACUUUUCGCGAGUUACAUCAUACAAUUGUACGUCCCUCUCAAUUGGUUUGGUACAUAUUACCGAGCAAUUCAGAAAAACUUCGUGGAUAUGGAGAAUAUGUUUGAGCUUCUGAGAGAAGAACAAGAGGUAAUUGAUGCUCCCGGUGCUGGACCUUUAAUUAUCAAGCGAGGUGGGGUAGAAUUUUCAAACGUAUCAUUUAGUUACACUCCCGAACGAAUGGUUCUACGAAAUAUCAGUUUCGUGGCUCCGGCGGGCAAGACAAUAGCACUUGUGGGACCAUCAGGAGCAGGGAAAUCUACCAUCAUGCGACUAUUGUUCAGAUUUUAUGAUGUAGAACAAGGGGCUAUUAUGAUUGAUGGGCAAAAUCUUAAGACUGUUACACAAGAUACAUUGAGAAAAGCUAUUGGUGUUGUGCCACAGGACACCGUGUUAUUCAAUAAUACUAUAAAAUACAACAUUCAAUAUGGAAAAGUCGAUGCGCCCGAAGCUGAUGUAAUUGCGGCAGCUAAAAAUGCAGAUAUUCACGAGCGGAUUAUGACUUUCCCAGAAUUUUACGAAACAAUGGUUGGUGAACGAGGUUUACGGCUAAGUGGUGGAGAAAAACAACGAGUGGCAAUCGCUCGUACUAUUCUGAAAGCACCUAAAAUAGUUCUUCUAGACGAAGCUACCAGUGCCCUCGACACACAGACCGAGCGUACGAUUCAAUCAGCCUUGAAUCGCGUCUGUGCUAAUCGGACAACUAUCAUAGUCGCGCAUAGAUUGUCGACUAUCAUUCACGCCGAUGAAAUAUUUGUAAUCAAAGAUGGUGAAAUUGUUGAAAGGGGUAGACACGAAGAAUUAAUUUCAUACGGUGGCGUGUACCAUGAUAUGUGGCAAGCGCAACUACAAAACGAUCAAGAACAUAAUGACGAGAUCCUGCCGAAUGGCAACUUAUCGAUAGAUGAAGAAGACAGAAAGACAUCGUAGCUACAAAGCUUGUAGAAAAAUUUUCUGUUUGUAGUAACUGUAUUCACACCUGACAGUACUUUUGAAAGAGAGAUACGCAAUUCCAAUAAAUAUUGAUAUUUUGGGAUUUCCGCAUCCUAUUUCAUGGAUUCGACCAAACUAGGAGAUUUAAGAGAUUUUUUUAAACAUUAUUUUAUGUUGACAAUGUUACACUUGUUAAUGAAAAUGUUGGAAACAUUUUUUGUACUGUUAUCGAGGGAGUAAGAAUAUCCUUGUGUUCUACUUUGAA